This is a messenger RNA of Cajanus cajan (pigeon pea), 1404 nucleotides long. Its product is annotated as anthocyanin 5-aromatic acyltransferase. The record is from RefSeq and is a predicted model, not a curated record. NCBI's taxonomy places the organism in Eukaryota, Viridiplantae, Streptophyta, Magnoliopsida, Fabales, Fabaceae.
UUCAAAUGUGGGAGAUAUGUCAAGCUGCCCCACGCCAGCCUGAACCUAUAACAUGUGGUGAAGUCAUCAUUCAGUUCAUUGUUAGUUUAACGGUAGGAGGAAACCAUGUCCAUCACACCUUUCACAAUGAAGGUUCUAGAGCAAUGCAGCAUCACUCCCCCUCCCACCACAGCUCCACUUUCCUCUUUGCUUCCCCUAACCUUCUUUGACAUUCCUUGGCUUUUCUUCUCUCCAAGCCAACCCUUGUUUUUCUAUGAAUUCCCUCACUCAACCUCUCACUUCACAGCCACAGUACUCCCUAAACUAAAGCAAUCUCUCUCUCUCACACUUCAACAUUACUACCCUUUUGCUGCCACAUUCACCCCCUCUUCUGAUCUCACCAAACCCCAUCUCAUUUGCACUGAUCACAUGUCAGUUGCAUUCACAAUCACUGAGUCAAAUGGAGACUUUAAGCACUUUUGUAACAAUCACCCUAGAGAUGCCAAAGAUUUCCACUUACUUUUGCCCAAAUUGGCAUCAAGCUUUCCACAUCAAGGUAAAGAACAUUUUUUUCCUUUACUAGCUAUUCAAGUAACUUUGUUCCCAAAUGCUGGUGUUUGCAUUGGCUUUGCUUUUCACCAUGUUGUUGCUGAUGGGAGGACCUUCCACAAUUUCUUCAAGACAUGGGCCUCGUAUUGCUGCAGCUUUGGAUCAGCUUCAGCAUUUUUUCCACCAGAAUCACUUCCAUUGCGUGAUCCAAGUGUGAUUAUUGAUGCAAAGGGCCUUGAAGAGGUUUUCCUGAAAGAAUGGAGAAAAAGAAGACUAGUGCAGGACAUUGCCAUUGGUAGAGAACCCAAAUUAGUAGAUCUCUCAGUGAAUAACCAUGAAGACCAUUCGUACUUUGGGUUCAUUGCUGGUGGCAUAACUAGAUUGGACUAUCCAGUUCCAAUCACAUAUUUGGGUAAUUGUGUUGGCUUUGGUAGGGCAUCGGUGAGAAGAAAAGAGUUACUUGGAGAAGAUGGGAUUGUUAUUGCAGCUAAAUCAAUUGGAAGUACAAUUAAGAAGCUUGAUGCAUCAAUUUUUGCUGGAGCAGAGAAAUGGAUUUCGGAUUGGGAGGUGUUGCAUGGGUCAGAGCAACAUGUGCAUGCUACCUGGUCUCCAAAACUGAAGCUUUAUGAAUUAGAUUUUGGGUGGGGGAGGCCCAAGAAAAUAGAGGAGAUAUCAAUUGAUUAUACAGGAGCUGUUUCACUUUUACAAAGCAGAGAUGUUGUGGGUGGAAUUGAGAUAGGCUUGGCUUUACCCAAGAGUAAGAUGGAUAUUUUCUCCAUGUUGUUCACUAAAGGACUUGUUACUCUUCCAUGAGCCACUGUUAACUUUUGUUGAUCCAUGUAUCUUGUAUCCAGUUUAUUUUAUUUUGUGAGGAAA